This is a messenger RNA of Tachysurus vachellii, 5256 nucleotides long. It is a transcript of the gene rab11fip1a, whose product is annotated as RAB11 family interacting protein 1 (class I) a. Lineage: Eukaryota; Metazoa; Chordata; Actinopteri; Siluriformes; Bagridae. Gene Ontology annotation, cellular component: intracellular membrane-bounded organelle. The record is from RefSeq and is a predicted model, not a curated record. The coding region runs from base 300 to 3980 and encodes 1226 amino acids. Gene Ontology annotation, biological process: regulated exocytosis. Gene Ontology annotation, molecular function: small GTPase binding. The transcript has 6 exons.
UUUAGGAGAUUUUCGGUCAACGGGACUGUUCCAAUUUGAGAUUAACUACAAAACCGCGCAGAUAGGCGGGAUUAAAUUAACGUCCAUAUCUGACGGAGGCGUGGCUAACGUGUGUGUGCGCGUGCACAGGGCUCUAGCAACCGCCACACGAGCCGACAAGUUAAUAAGAACGGUCACCAAAACAAGAGCUGCUGUCGAAAGUAGGAGGAAAAGUCGGCCGUGGAGACACGUUAAGGUAGUUAGCAACGCUAGCUAUGUAGUUUAGCGUCCAUAGUGUUACUAUAGUUAUUUUAGUGGAGAUGUCUCUAGCCGACCAGAGCCAGCAGUGGUACCCGACCAGCGUCCAGGUGACGGUGCUUCAGGCGCGCAACCUGCGGGCCAAAGGGAAAAAUGGUACUAAUGACGCGUACGCCAUUAUCCAGGUGGCUAAGGACAAGUUUUCCACCGCGGUGGUGGAGAAGUGCGUGGAACCUGAAUGGAAGGAAGAAGCCAGCUUCGACCUGUCGCUUUUCCAUCCCGGGAACGCCGAGCGCUGCACCUUGUACAUUAUGGUCAUGCACCGCGCCCUAGUGGGUAUGGACAAGCUGCUGGGUCAAGCUGUCAUCAACCUGCUGGACCUACACGACAACAAGAACCGGAAAAAGACCGAUUGGUUCAAGCUGCUGGAUAAGAGUGGUAAAGCAGACAAGGAGAGAGGGGAGGUUCUCCUGGACAUCCAGUUCAUGCGGAACAACAUGACAGCCAGCAUGUUCGAUCUCUCUAUGCCAGAUAAGCCUCGGUCCCGUAUCUCUAAGUUCAAAGACAAGGUCCGGGGCAAGAAGAAGGAUGGAAUAUCUGACUCCGCUUCCGCCAUAGUUCCUGCAACAGUUAGUCAGGUCCUGACAGACAGCGAGGGAGAGGAAAAAGAAAGCACAGACUCUCCAAAAUUGAAGAAGUCCUCUAAAUUCAAGACUCUUUUUGGAUCAAAGACAAAUCUCCACAGAGGCGUGUCCCAAUCCAUGUCCACCCUCGGUACGCUGCCUGAGAAGAACAGCUCGCUGACCAGCAGCCGAUCCUCAGGCCUCAAUGAAGAAUUUGCUGAAGGCAAAAGCAAGUUUAAGUUUCUGGGCCAUAAGAGAAACAGUAGCACUGACAGCAAAAUAUCUCUUGGCCCAUUCUCCCUGUUGAAUCGCUCCAAACAAAGCACUCCUGAACAGAGUAACCUGUGUAUUAAUGGCAGUCAUGUGUAUGCUGAAGAGACCAAGGCAAAUUCUGGUUCCUCCCUUAGCCUAAGUGGCUCUGCAAAGGGUUCUGUAGAAGACCUGAGAAAAUACCAUGAACGAAAUGCAUCUGCUGGCUCCACUGACUCUUUCAAGGGCCUUAGUAUUCCUACUUACAAGCCUGACUCAACAGAAAAAGAAUUUCAAUUCCAACAACGCCCUCAAGAGGACGAUGAAAAGAAGCACAAGAAGUCAGAAGGACGCCUACAGGAGCUUUUGGAUGAGCAGGAGAGAAAGCGGCACCUAGAGCAAGAGGAGAGAAGCAAAAAACUGGAUGAAGAUGAAAGAAAGAUGCAGAAGGAACGAGAGAGGAAGCGGCAGGAGGAAGAGGAGCAACAAAGAAAGAGGCGUGAUGAAGAGGCAAGAAAAGCAGAGGAACAGAAACGGCAAGAAGAGUCAAGAGUUACUGAGAGGCUCACUUCUCUUUUUGGCUUAGGGCGCAAGAAAGAGGAGCAAAUCUCUCCAUCUGUGGAGACUCCUAAGCAACUCCAAGUUUCAGGCUCCACAAACACAUUUGAGGAAAUUCCACUUGGCUCAGAAAGCCAAAAUCCACAGACAGAGGCGCGAAAUGCCUUUACUCCAGUGCCACCCUCCGGUGGCUUUCCAGCUCGUACAGCCAAGGUUUCUGCAGUCAAGCCAAGAUUGACCCUCAGUCAGAAGGCUGAAACAGAUAAUACUGAUUCCCUUGACUCCCCUCUCCCCUCACACACUCAGAAUUCUGUUUCUGCUUCUGAAUUUUCCCCUGAAGCAUCACCUUCUAGUGAUCCUUUUGAGUGUUUCGAUAUGUUUUCUAACCUCCACUCUUCUAUGGCACCUCCUAAACCAGAGAGAACCUUUUCAGACUCAUCCAGAGUCCAACAGCCACCCAGCAAUCCUGGGGAUCCAUUAAAAAAUGAAAAGCACUAUCUAAAAAAUGGAAUGCAGUUUAAUUCACCAACCUCUGAAAAGAGUCAAAGACCAUCGCUUCCUCUUCCUGACUAUGAAGCACUUUUUCCCAAGAAGAGACAUGGUGUAAUGACUGACACCCGUUGGGAACAUAUCAUUGCUGAAGUGAACCAGAGAAAGAUGACUGUUGAAGAAAGUCAAAACGAAAUGAGUGUAGAUGGUCCUGUGCAGCCUUCCUCAAAUAAAUCUUCAAUUUCUAUGGAAAGGAAUAUGCUAAACCUUGACCAGCCUCAGAGGGAUCAUCAGGUGGUGUCCUCUGCUUCCACAAAAGGAAUGGUGCCUAAGCAGCCUGUAAUUCCACCCAAACCAGCUAAUUUGGCAACAACAAAACGGCAGCUUGAGGCUAUUUCUGAGCAAGCCCAAGAAAGAUUACCUUCUGUACAUGGUGAAAAGACCAAAACAGAUUUGGGAAGAAACCCAGGACCGUCAUUCCCGAGUCAGCAAGACACUCGGAUGAAUGUAAAGGCAAAUUUAAACCCCAUUCCUGACCCCACACUUGGUCAAAUCCCAGAGCCAAAAAAAGAAAAACCAAUACCAACAGCAAGGAAUGUUAAAAAGCCAAAUUCACCAGCGGAUCAAAGCUGUGACUUUGGUACUACAGGGUUGCCUCUAGCCAAACCUAGGCAAGGAAGUUCAGGUAAAGAACCUGUCAGACAGGUUGAACCAGAGCAAAGUGUGCUCGCUUUUACACCAUCAACAAGUUCUCAGGUGGGAAGAAAAAAAGAAGGUAGCAUGGCACCUAAGGGCUUGUGGGAGAGCUUUAAGGAAGGAAAGCCUAUUCCUGUAAAUAUAACUAAUAAAACUGUUAACAUACCAAAAGAACAACCAUUUACAAAUGCCACCAGUAUGCCAGAGAAGAAAAUGACUGAAUUUGACCCUUUCCCAAGUGACAAACUGAUUUGCCAUGAUCCCUGGGCUUUACCACAACAGUCCAUGGAUCAAGAUGACUUCUUUUCUUUUGGACAGAAGAAAGGAAAAAAGGCUGAAGAUCAGAGAUUGAACUCCAAUGACUUUGAUAAUGUAUUUGGAUCGGUUGCAUCUAAAAAUGAAUCGGAUCCAUUUUUUGUACCGAAAGAUGAAGCAAAUAUUUUCUUUGACUCUGUGCCCUCUAAAAAUGUCACAGAUUUAAAACAAACACAUAACUCGUCCUCCCAAAAGGUAUAUUCACAAAAGAAAAAAAUGGCACCUCAGCCCCCUGGGAAUCCUGGGAUGGGAAAAGAUACCAUGGACAGACCGGUAAUUCAGGAGGCCGAUGAUGAAUUAACUGUUAAUAGUCUUGUUGGACCAGAGGGUGGGGAAUCUACAGCAGCCUCAUCUAAAGGACGUUCGGAUCUAUUUGCACCCAUUACUUCAGCUGUUCCAGAACACAUCUCUGGAAGUGCAGCUGGGGGCAAAAGCACACUCUGUGCCUGGGUAUCACCCUCUGAAUUUCAGUCAGGCACUUCACAAAGCGGUGGGGUAAUGUCCUCUCGCAGACCACACCCAGUGAAACCGAUGAGUCCCUAUGAAAGCCUGACGUCUGGUAGUAGUUCCAUAGGAAAAGAUUUGAAGAGUCCAACCAUCCGAGAAGUGGCUGAAAAAUCAAAGUCUGUAGAGUGUGGCCCAUACACCCAGCUUACUCAGGAAGAGUUGAUCACCCUGGUGGUGAAGCAGCAAACUGAGCUUUCCAAAAAGGAUGAUAAGAUUGUUGAGCUGGAAGACUACAUUGAUAAUCUGCUGGUGCGCGUCAUCGAUGAAAAACCCAGCAUCCUGUUGGCAUUGAACGGCAAGUUUUAAGACAAAACGUUCUUCACCUUCUAGACACCUACGAGGUGGAAUAUAAAUGAACCUACUGUCUACACCACAAUGUUUUGAUGAAAAGGGCUUCCUCUGAACCGAACCUUCAAAAAUAACACUCACUUCCACAUUCUGGCUUUUUAUCCUGAUUUGGUUGAGUCUUAUUUAGUAAGUGAGAGAGAGGAUAUCUGUGGUUCUGGAUUAAUCUCUGUUCAGUUUCAGGAGAAAAAAAAAAUCAACGAAGGCCUUUUUUUCACUAUUUAUAAAACAGUGACAUGAAGGAUUAUUUCUUGUGUUGUGUUUUAAUGCUACACAAAGUGCAUCUUCAGUAACGGUUAGAUGAACAAUUUGUGUGGAUUCAUUUUAUGAAUUGCAUUGUAUUCAUCUGUGGAAGGAUUCAUAUUUUAUCACUGAAUUGUUUUCCCCCCACUCUGACUGGUGUCUGGAUAGUUUUAAUAUUACAGGGAUGUCCUAUGAUUCAAAAAAAUGAAUGAAAUAAAUAAAUAAAGAUUCAUUUUGGCUAGACAAUUACUACAUUUUAUUUGUUCAGUGCAAUGUCCAUAUAAUGAAACUCUGUAUUUGAAAAUUUGUAUUUGUUUUUUUGUCACUUAUUUCACACCAUUAACACUGGAUUAUUUUGUCUGUCCUUUGCCUGAGCUUUAGGUUAUACUCAUUCUAAGAAUGAGAACAAGAUUACUGCAGAAGAUUAGAAAAUUAGAUCUGCCCAAAACAUACAAAAUUAAAUUUCCACAGUUAUGUGUCUUCGUUUAUGCUUUAAUAUGUUGUGGCAUUCAUUGAUAUUUAUUGCCUUUGCUGCUGUCUUCCAUCUCAUUUAAGAAAAGAGAGAUUUUUAACUGUCUCUGCGGUGUUUAAAUAUUUAUUUUCCUAACUAUAUAGAGAAGAAAAUUUUCUUUAUGGCAUAAUAUUUUUGCAACUCUCAGGUCACAUUCUGGUACUAUGAGAUCACUGCUAUUAUAACACAAUGUCUGCGUUCAUUAGUGUGACCUAAUCAUGGGUUUGCUUUAGUGGUGUUUCCUGAUUUAUACUUAAAGAUCAACUGCAAUAAGACUAUCAUUUAUUUUUAUAUCUUACCCCUCCUGUGUCAUUUAUGUCUAACAAUUAGUUUCUACAUUCCAAUGAUCAGAUAUAUAUUUUGGAUAAAGUAUGUGUAUAGAUAAUUGUCAAUAGAUCAUUUUUAUGUUUAUGGCAUUGAGACACUAGCUGACUGUAUGUUUAUUAUGCUCUUUUAAAAGUAAUAAAAAAUGUAUUUAUACCA